Ictalurus punctatus (channel catfish) is the source of this 2932-nucleotide messenger RNA. It is a transcript of the gene slc6a1b, whose product is annotated as solute carrier family 6 member 1b. The record is from RefSeq and is a predicted model, not a curated record. The coding region runs from base 424 to 2223 and encodes 599 amino acids. Gene Ontology annotation, cellular component: cell surface; plasma membrane; axon. The transcript is spliced from 15 exons. Gene Ontology annotation, biological process: sodium ion transmembrane transport; neurotransmitter transport. Gene Ontology annotation, molecular function: gamma-aminobutyric acid:sodium:chloride symporter activity. Lineage: Eukaryota; Metazoa; Chordata; Actinopteri; Siluriformes; Ictaluridae.
UGCUCCAGUAUGAUGUCAGCGCUGGAGAUGUUGGACUUGGCGAGAUUUCACCCUCACUUUUUCAUUGGAGCUCAGCGGAUGAAGGUGGAGGAUCAGCAUCACCAUCAUCUUCCUCCUCUCUGCUGCCUGAUGCUUUAGUUGGUGUUGCUGCUGCUCCAGGAUUCAUCUCUGUCUGGGCUUUUUCUCAUUUUGUACAUCAGGAUAAACACAUUUUUGAUCUUUUUGCUUUAUGGAAACACUUGGCUUUGCUUACCUUCAGUAGGAAUAAUCAGACGGAAGGUCUGGACGGACAAUCCGGUUAAAUAUUUCCGCCGCCCGAGUCUAGUUUGUUUUUGGGGGCACGGAGCCGCGAAGCUGCUGUCCGCGUGGAGCGGUGCCGAAGUCUCGCGUCCGGGCGCCAGGAGCUCCGCCAAGCCGCGCGACAUGGCCACGAACGGCGCGAAAGCCUCAGACGGACACGUCCUAACAGAGGUCAACGCGGCGCCCGCGGCCAACGACAAGCCCAAGACUCUGGUGGUCAAAGUGCAGAAGAAAAAAGAGCUUCCGGAACGGGAAACAUGGGGCGGCAAGUUCGACUUUCUGCUCUCGUGCGUCGGUUACGCCAUCGGGCUCGGAAAUGUCUGGAGGUUCCCUUAUCUGUGCGGCAAGAACGGAGGAGGAGCCUUCUUGAUUCCAUAUUUUUUGACACUCAUAUUCGCUGGUAUGCCCUUGUUUCUCCUUGAGUGUUCUCUCGGUCAGUACACCUCCAUCGGUGGCCUUGGAGUGUGGAAACUGGCUCCCAUGUUCAAAGGUGUCGGCCUGGCGGCAGCAGUUCUAUCCUUCUGGCUUAACAUCUACUAUAUUGUCAUCAUUUCCUGGGCCAUUUACUAUCUAUACAACUCCUUCACUACAGAGCUCCCAUGGAAAUCCUGCAACAACCCCUGGAAUACAGAGCAAUGCUUUUCCAACUACAGCUUGGCAAACACGUCUAACAUGACCAGCGCCGUCGUGGAGUUUUGGGAACGGAAUGUGCAUCAGCUUACGGAUGGUCUGGAAAAACCAGGGGAGAUCAGAGUGCCACUGGCAAUAACACUGGCCAUCGCAUGGGUCCUGGUCUACUUUUGUAUCUGGAAAGGUGUGGGUUGGACAGGAAAGGUGGUCUAUUUUUCAGCCACAUACCCUUACUUCAUGCUGCUUAUCCUGUUCUUCCGUGGAGUUACACUGCCUGGAGCUAGAGAGGGCAUUCAGUUCUAUGUCACACCUAACUUUGAAAAGCUGAAGGAGUCAGAAGUGUGGCUUGAUGCUGCCACUCAGAUUUUCUUCUCUUACGGACUCGGCCUCGGGUCUCUGAUCGCGCUUGGGAGCUACAACCCCUUCAACAACAACGUUUACAAGGACGCCAUCAUUGUAUGCUGCAUCAACUCCUUCACCAGCAUGUUUGCUGGAUUUGUCAUUUUCUCUAUUGUGGGCUUCAUGGCUCAUAUCACAAAGCGGUCUAUUGCCGAUGUAGCUGCAUCAGGUCCAGGCUUGGCAUUUUUAGCUUACCCAGAGGCUGUUACUCAGCUGCCCGUUUCACCACUUUGGGCAAUUCUGUUCUUUUCCAUGCUGCUUAUGCUUGGAAUUGACAGUCAGUUCUGUACAGUAGAGGGUUUCAUCACUGCGUUGGUGGACGAGUUUCCCCGCUUAUUGCGAGGACGACGAGAAAUUUUCAUUGCUGCCGUCUGCGUUGUGUCUUAUAUCAUCGGACUGUCAAACAUCACGCAGGGUGGCCUCUAUGUGUUCAAGCUUUUUGAUUACUACUCUGCCAGUGGAAUGUGCCUGCUCUUCCUGGUGUUCUUUGAGUGCAUCUCCAUAUCCUGGUUCUACGGUGUCAAUAAGUUCUAUGGAAAUCUUGAAGAGAUGAUUGGAUACAAACCUUGCAUUUGGUGGAAAUUGUGUUGGGUGGUGUUUACACCUUUGAUUGUGGCUGGAGUGUUCCUGUUCAGUGCGAUCCAGAUGGUUCCCCUGACCAUGAAUAAUUACGUGUUCCCAAAGUGGGGACAGGGUGUAGGCUGGUGCAUGGCCUUGUCUUCUAUGGUCCUCAUUCCUGGCUACAUGGGCUACAUGUUCUUAACGUUAAAAGGCUCCUACAAAGAGCGUCUCCGGAUAAUGCUUCAGCCUACGGUUCUGGUCAAAAGCCAAGAGAAUGGGCCCGAGCAGCAACCCGAGAGUGUGAACGCAGUCAACGACGAGGCAUACAUCUAAAACCCUGGACAUUGCAGGCCCUACGGAACAAAAAUGAAACCAAGUAAUCAAGGUUGAACGCUAGCAGGGACUUCUAUGUCUAAAAUAUAAUCACCUACCUCCAGGGGAAAAAUGUAACCAACCAGAUUACAACUGUUUGAAAAUUUUAAUGUGUGUAUGAAAAAGAAAAAAAAACAACAACGAUCCAGCGAUGAUCUAGUGCUAGUUCGUAUUGCAUAUGCAAUAUAUUAGUCUUUCCAAAAUGUAACAUUGUAACAAUUACUGUUUGGAUCCCAAUGUGAUUGAACACUACUGUGCUAAUUCGAUAUAUAUAUUUACCUUAUGUAAUUAUGUUAAGAUAUUGUAUAAAGAUCUUAGAAUAGAAUCAAAUUGUAUUUGAUUGUAUUUGAAGACAUAUAAAAAAAAUAUGAAUGAAGUUAGUUGGCAAAAAUAUGACAAAUAUGAUGAACUGCAUCAUGUCCAGUUUUGAGCAGUGGCCAUUAUGGGAGCAUAUAGCUGGUCCUCAUGGCCUGUGUGAAAGGUUAUGAAAAGAGACUCCUACUGUUUUUAUUAUCCCAAACGCCUAAUCAAGCUGGAUUAGUUUUACCUGGGUGGGUACUGAAAAUUAAAGGUGUGGUCAGUGAUUUUUACACCAGAACACUUGUCAUAUUGGGUAAAGUUCUUGUCACAUUCCAGCAGCUGUCAUUGAUCUGUAAAUGGGGGGGGGGGG